Molecule: messenger RNA, 9038 nt
Organism: Xiphophorus hellerii (green swordtail)
Lineage: Eukaryota; Metazoa; Chordata; Actinopteri; Cyprinodontiformes; Poeciliidae
Gene: lmtkb
Product: apoptosis-associated tyrosine kinase b
Exons: 14
Coding region: 446-5425 (1659 amino acids)
Biological process (GO): peptidyl-tyrosine autophosphorylation; brain development
Molecular function (GO): protein tyrosine kinase activity; ATP binding
Source: RefSeq, a predicted model, not a curated record
CGGGGCGCAUUACGGAGCAAGAUGGCGCUCUUGCUGUCAGCACCUCGGACAGCACCGGCGGCUCGCGCGCAAACCCCGCUCCUCUUUUAAAUUCUAAUUGAUUUCUAUCAAUUGAGGCGGCACCCACGUGACAAAACCCCUGCGGGUCGGAGCUGUGGGGUGGUGGGAGAACUUCCAGGUGAAGCUGUGGGGGAGGAGCGAGGAGCUGCUGUCAAACUGGACUCCUCGUCUUCAUCCGAACCAAGUUACUCGGGAGAAGAACGGAAAAGGGGGGGGAUUCAGAUCAGCUGGUUUAAAUAGACAUAUUUUGGGGGGUGGGAGAGAUGAGGCGACGUGUUGCGGAGUCACGGCGGAGCCACGGCAGAAAUGAAGCUCUGAUCUCCCGUUUUCCUGUCCUCUGAGUCCCGCAGUGUUUCUUCCUGGUUCUGCAGCUCCAGCUGGGAAGAUGCUGGCGCUCCUGGCCGCGAUGUGCUCGGCGCUGUUCAUCCCGGGCUGCGCCCUCAGCUCGCAUUUCAACCCAGAUGGCGCUCCACUGAGCGAGCUCUCUUGGUCGUCCUCUCUGACCGUGGUGGCCAUCUCCUUCUCGGGUCUCUUCACCUUCGUCUUCCUCAUGCUGGCCUGCCUCUGCUGCAAGAAGGGCAAGAUGGGCUUCAAGGAAUUCGAGAAUGUGGACUGUGACGAGUACCACGCAGACAUGUCCACCUUGGCCUCCACGGUCUCCCAGGGCACUCCGGACGUCUACGUCCUGCCGCUCACCGAGGUUUCCCUGCCGACCACCAAGCAGCCGGCCCGAUCUGCCCAGCUGCUGAAGUCCUCUGAACUGACUCGCCACAGUCUGCUCUACCUGAAGGAGAUCGGACAUGGAUGGUUCGGGAAGGUUCUGCUCGGGGAGGUGAACACGGGCCUGAACACCACCCAGGUGGUGGUGAAGGAGCUCAAAGUCAGCGCCAGUGUGCAGGACCAGAUGCAUUUCCUGGAGGAAGCUCAACCCUAUCGCACGCUCCAGCACCCGGCUCUGCUGCAGUGCCUGGCCCAGUGCACUGAAGUCACUCCCUACCUGCUGGUCAUGGAGUUCUGUCCACUGGGGGAUGUGAAGGGUUACCUCCGAAGCUGCAGGUCGAAUGAGGCGAUCACCCCUGAUCCCCUGAUUCUGCAAAGGAUGGCCUGUGACAUUGCAUCAGGACUGCUGCACCUGCACAAACACAACUUCACCCACAGCGACCUGGCUCUGAGGAACUGCCUGCUGACUGCUGACAUCUCGGUGAAGAUCGGAGAUUACGGUCUGGCGCACACAAAGUAUAAGGAUGAUUUCUACGUGACCUCGGAUCAGACGUAUGUGCCACUGCGCUGGAUCGCCCCUGAGCUGGUGGAUGAGGUUCAUGGAAACCUGCUGUUAGCUGAUCAGACCCAGCAGAGCAACAUCUGGUCUCUUGGUGUGACCAUCUGGGAGCUGUUUGAGCUGGGAAACCAGCCCUAUAGACACUACUCUGACAGACAGGUCCUGACGUAUGCUGUAAGAGAGCAGCAACUGCGACUUCCCAAGCCGCUGCUCAAAGUUCCCCUGGCUGAGCGCUGGUAUGAGGUGAUGCAAUUCUGCUGGCUCCAACCUGACCAGAGACCCAAUGCAGAGGAAGUCCACCUGUUGCUCAGCUAUCUGUGUGCAAAAGGGGCCAGCGAGGCCGAAGAGGACUUUGAGAGGCGCUGGAACUCACUGCGUCCCAACGCUGGAUUCAACGGUCACCACACCGCCUCAACGAUAUCUAGAGACCAACCCUCCUUAACCUCCUCUUCCUUCCCUUUACUGGAGCAGUUUUCAUCUGGUGAUGGCUACCAUUCAGAGUCUGGAGAUGACAUACUUACAGUCACAGAGACCAUCCAUGGCCUGAACUUUGAGUACAAGUGGGAGCAAGCCAGAGCAGAGUCAUCCUACAUAUCCCAAGAGUCCUCAAGUACUUCUGCUCAGGCCAACCAUCAUUGUCCAGAAGUGUUUUAUCCACCAGGGGGCAUUGUUGGAGGAUGUCCCAUGGAGAGCCUAAGCCACGGAGUUUCUCCUACCUCCUAUCAACCAAAACACUUGCAUCCUCCCAGUGUGCUCCCUGUCCUCAGCGCCCAUAGUCCCUCAGUAAGCAGUGAAUAUUACAUCCGUAUUGAGGAGCCUGUGGACUGUAACAUGGAUCCAGAUUACAACAUGUGCUCCUACAGCCCAGACUACCAGGGCAGCAGCGGGAGCUUCCUGACUGGCAGUGCAGACUCUGGUGAAUGCAUGGCCUGCCCAUCACAGACCAAAACCAUGGGUCCUUACUGGUCUGCUGACAUCCAUAAAUCUGAUCUGUAUGACUCCAAUGAUUCAAGUCCAGCCAUCUCCUUGACAAUGGAGCCUCUUUUAGGUCAGGUUUCAGACAGCAGCCCCCUUCGACCAUGGGAGUCAAGUCACUAUGUGUCCUAUAAAGACAGAGAUGGGGGCUACUACUAUGAGCACUCCCCUCCUUUAGAAAUUGAUCCUUAUCUGGUUGGAAGUGAGCAUUCCAGUGAGCAUCUCCAAGAAAGCUGGGGGUCAAGAAGCCUUCGUCAGGCUUUAGGAGAACUGGAGAACCCUCUGGGUAUAUCCCCAUCUGUGACCAGUCCACCUGAACAGGCCUACAGAGCGACAUACCUGGACACCAGCCAAACCUCUCUCUUAGGGAAGAACAUGACAGGGGGCUACUAUGAUAUGAUGGGCUCUUUAAGGAAGACCAUGCCUAGUCACACGAGACACAAUAGCCACUCAGUCAGUAUCAACAUGAAGACCGGAGGCGCGCUCUUCAUCGGACACAGAGACAGUGACACAGAAGAAGAAGAGGAGGACAUAUUUCUCGAGAGACACACCUGCAACACGUGGCCUUCGAAACACAGGCACAGCAGCGGAGGACACCACAGGCGGGCGAGCCACAGCUGCAGACAAGACUCUUACACCGACUUCAACUACACCAUGCCAAGUACAGACAUCGAAGACACCUGGCCGGACCAGCACAGCCUGGCUUUUCACUCUCUGCCCAAACCCAUCGACUAUUUAGAGCCACACCAGGCCAAAGAUAACAAUGCCUGCCUCAGCCUGAGUAAACAUCACACCAUGGUGCCCUCAGACAACUGCAAUGCCUACAUCUACCUGUGCCAUGAAGGGGAGACUCCGGAGACACCAUCUGGAGAGUGCUGCCACACCCAUUUUGUUGAUCCACUCACUGGUUUGUUAGUGAGAAACAACGACUACUGUCACAGCUACAGUCACAGCAGCUACAUCACAGACAAGACCACUGAUAUUCUCAGCAGUGAGGAGAUGAUCAAUCUGUCACCGGCUCCAGGGGGUCCCGUUGUUUCCAAACACACUUUGAUAAAGGCUGACGACUGUGAAGAGGACUAUAUUAAUCCUUCAUCUGAAGAAACGGCACUUACAGAGAAGCGAGAGGAAGUAAUCAAAGAAAAUCUGAUCAUGCAAAAUCCACCAGAACCUAGAAAAGAAGAGGUAACUCUGACGAUGACUAAAAACACUCCACCUCCUCCUGAUAACAGGCACGUAAUGGUUUCCAUCACAGAUCCCCAGUCGGAGCUGAGCCACACAGCCGACAGCGGCAUGGACCAGGCCGGCUCCACCGUAAGUCUCAUUGACAUCCUCGACUGCAGCGACGAAGAAGAAGACAUAACAGACGACAUCACUGAUGUGACUUCAGGCAUCUUCGCCGAUGAGGGCAAUGAACUGAACGUAUCUCCCGCUUUUAAAUCUUUGCAGAAGCAGGUAGGAACUCCUGAUUCCAUGGACUCAAUGGAUCUGCCAUCUGCUGCUGGAUCUUGUGAAGGUCUCAGCCCUGCUUCUUCCCACCCUUCCAGCUCACCUAAAGCCAUGGACAGCGGAUAUGAUACAGAGAAUAAUGAGAGUCCGGAGUUUAUCCCCAAAGAGUCCCAUGACACCCGAUCACAACCUCAGGGAAAGCCUACCUUGGAUACCGGUCUAGAGGAAGUUCAGGAGAACCAAGAGGAAGAGGAUAAAGCAGAGGUUCAACCAUCAUUGGGUCAAGGUUCGAUUUUGGACAGCUCACAGACAGAAGACCACAUUCUUUUACCACUGAGUGACAAGACUCCAUACAGAGACUCUGCCUACUUUUCAGAUUAUGAGAAUGAAAAGCAAAGUCGAGAUGAGGAGAGGGAUCGCCAGCUGAAAGAAAUGGAUCAUCACAGUGAUGUAGAGAAACACCAUGUCGGAGGAAAAAAGGCAGAGAAAAGGAAAAGUGGAGAGGAGGAAGAACUAAAAGAUGGAGUGGUGAACAAAGAUUUAAAACUUGACGUGGACCACGAUCCAAAAGGCAGAGCCGAAUCUCUUCCUCCAGGGACAAGCUUGACAGAGAAUGAGGAACCUUCAGAUUCUGCCUUCAAAGCAGAGGCGAUACUGGAUGAAUGGCCAUCCCAUGAAGAGAGCUCAGCCUUAGGCGACUGGGCAGCUGAGGUGGUGGGGGCCAUGGAGGAAGCGCUUGGUGCCCUCAAUGGAGAUUCUUCUUCCAGCUUUAAGGAAGAGAAGGACAUGGAGGACAAAACAGAUUCUGUUGAGGCUGGCAAAGUCGAGGAAAUGCCAAUGAAAACAAAUCACAAAAGGCCAUCAGGAAUGUCCGGAGAAAUCCUGUACGUCUUACCCAAAGACGAGGUAGCGCUGCAGCACACAGCUAACAGCAGGAGGUUCUCUUCCUCCUCUCCUGUCUCUCCUUCCACCCCACAACCUCCACUUCCUGCGACAGAGGGCCGAUCGUCUCCCGCUGACGGCGAGGAGGCCGACGAGGAGGACGCAGACACCGAUGACAGCGACGAUUCGGAUGAGGAGCUGCGAAGCUACAGCGCGCAGGAGGAGGAGGAGGAGGAGAGUGAGGAAGAGUGCCACCCCGUGCCCAUAGUGGUGAGCGACAACAGCGAGGCUCACAAACUGCGGAGCCUCCUCAAGAUGCCGAGCCUGGCUGCAGAGAAUCUGGAGGAGGACCAUAAGAAGAAGACGGUUUCUUUCUUUGAUGACGUUACCGUCUACCUGUUCGAUCAGGAGAGUCCAACUAAGGAGCUGGUUGAACACGGCUUCCCAUUAGCAUCCGAGGGUUCGAGCUCUGGGAGAAAAUCCCAGGAAAGACCUAAUAUCUCAGAUGAUUCUUCAGAUGGGAACAUCUCGGAGGAGAGUGAGUGCGCAGGGUUUGAGUGGGAGGACGACUUUCCCCUCCUACCUCUGCCCACAUCCUCGACAGCAGCCGACUCUCCUCCGCCUCGCGCCGUCGCCAAGGCUCCGGAGCCCAAACCGGCCAUCCAGUUGUCCCGGUUCACCGUUUCCUCAUCCAACGUGUCUCGGUUUUCCAUCACUCACAUUUCUGACUCUGAUAUGGACUCGGCAGGAGGAAGCGGUGAAGAUGGAGAUAAGGAAUAAAAAGCAGUGGAUCUUUACUGGCUCUGUGACAACAGCUGGACCUAUUUUAGCAUGACUUCAGAUUUUUUUUUUGUCAUUAUUAUUAUUAUUAUUAUUGUAAUGUCAGGUUUUCCAAACACAAGACAGUGCCUCUUACCGCCUGCGGACACUUUGAACAUAAAGCCCUCUUACCAACAUGUAACACUGACCUGAGUGUAGUUUAGAAUACUGAAAAGACAACGAAUAUCACAUUUUGUGAAGGACAUAUGAAAGAUGAACUUAUUAAGGAGCCAUGUAUAUUUUUGGAUCAAAGGCAUCUUGGACGAAGAAAGGACACAUUUGCCACCUUUUUAAUUUUUUCCAUUCGUAACAAUGUGGAGCCGAUCUUCACUGAAACGGGAUGAAAACGAAACUGCUGCCAGAUUGUUGUCGAGUAAAAACAUCCACUUUGUGGCUUUUUAACAACGGACGAGCACCUUGAACAAGACUGAGCAGCUUAAGACUUUCUACUUUUUAGCAAAUGUUUUACUUGUACUGAUAAACAUCAUGAAUGCUUGAGGCAUCACCUGUAAUAUAAUGUUAAUAUUUGGUUUCAUUCAGAGAGAACGGACACUGUUGUGCGAAAGGAAACGAAGCUGUCUGGUGAUAGACUGAACUGUAGGUCUACUAUGAACUAGUGUUUGAGACUUUUCUGUUUUACAAAUAGAACAUCCUCGCCACCAAACCGAGUCCAUGACGCCCAAAAGCUGGAAGUAAGAGAUAACUCAAUUACUUUUCUUUAACAGUUCAUAGUUUCAAUAACCUAAAAGCUGCUAAGAAUGAUUCAGGACGAGAAACAGACGCUAGUUAUAUCCAACAUCAGGAGCUUUUCGUGUUUGUAUAUUUUCUGUUUAAACUGAGAAUCGAUUCGCCUGCAAGACGGGUUUGCUUCUAGUUAAUCUGAACACAUAAAGGUUCUUCAUCACAUUGAUGCAAAGAUCUUGUAAUUCCAGAGCAGAUGGGAAGCUCUAAUGUUCACUGAUCCACAGUCCAGGUUGGCAGCAGCACCAAGCAGCACCAAGCAGCGCUGCGGUGAUGCGUUUCUGGAACUUUAUGAUUCACUACGUCAAGAACAACGCCUUCAGCUUGACGGCUGUGAAAGCAAAGGAAGCGCCAGAGUUAUAACAACAACUACAUCAUUGGGAUCAACUUUAAAAAGAUUGUUUUGAUUUUCCUAGAUUACAUCGUUCAUAUUAAAACUUCAAAUCACCUCAUAAUCAAUUGUGCUUCUUAUAAUCCAUCCAUCUAUCUUUAGCCACUUAGAGACCCUCAGACCUCCCCAGGUUUUUCUUUCUGCUCAUCUACAAGAACUUUAAGACGUUUCCUAACGCAGCUGAGAGUUUCGAUGUCCAGCUGGUCUUUGGUCUGCACUAAGGCCUUCUACUAGUGGAACAAAUCCUUAAUGGAUCCCAAAAAGCUUUCCUCUUUCUGCCUGGAUGAGGUCGGUCACUCUGCAUGAGGAAAUUAAUUACAUGUAGACUUGUUCUUUUGGUCAUUACCCAAAACUCGUUAACACAACUGGGGGUUAUUUUAACCUUUUAGACCAGUACGUAUUCUUCGUCACCACAGACGUUGCACUAAUGCGUCUGUUAAUGUCUGGCUUCAUUCUACACAACUUUAUCACCAAUUCAGUUUCAACCAAGACAGUUUCUCAAAUUCAGUUGUAAAGAACAUUUCGGCAGCAUGGUAGUUCUGCUGGAAACCUUUUACAAGUGAAAGGUUUCCUGGUAUGUUCUCAAUCACUAAUGUAAUUCACCAAAAACAUCAUUACUAUCCCACAGCUGGUUUAACAAAAAAGUUUGAUUAAGGUCAAAGAAGAAUACAUUUCUUAUGUCAACCUUCAGAAACUUUAACAAAAAGUAAAAUCUAAGGUUAAUAGCCUUAGAUUUAUCUAAAGACUUGACUGGAUUGUCACUUACUAGUUCUCACGACUAGAUCAGGGUUUGGAAACCUGCGGCUCCAGAGCCCAAAGUGACCAUCUGAUGUAUCCAACAGAUGAGUCUCUUAGUAACUUUGGGUAAAAGUGAUAAAGCCCGAUGAGUAACACUUUAUUCAAAGGGCUGUGCAUAAGACUGACAUGACACGGUCAUAAACAUGACAUCUGUCAUGAACAUGAAGGAGUCUUCAUGAAUGUUUACGACUGUUGUCAUGAAGUGUCAUUUGGUAAAUAAUGACACUUUUAAUGAAAAGAUGCAUUAAAAGUUAAUCAAAAGUGUCAACGUUGCAUUAUCCAAUAAAUAAUGAAACUUUUAAUGCAAAAUCCCAUUAAAACUUGCAUGAAAACUCACUUAAAAAUGUCAACUUUGCAUUAAAAGUGUCAUUAUUUACUGAAUGACAUUUCAUGACAACAGUCAUAACCAUUCAUGAAGACGUCUCAUGACAGAUGUUAUGUUUAUAACCGUGUCGUGUCAGUCUUAUGCACACCCCUUCAAAUAAAGUGUUACCAAACCAACUAAUGUUUUCACAUACAGAUACAACAAAUGCAGUUUUUUUUCUCAUUGAAUGAUUGCAUUUCAGCAACAUAGUGACACUAUAAAAGCAUCUGUAAUAUUUUCUCUUGCCAGCAGAUUGGUAACUAUGUCCACAAAACUUGGCAUCACCUAGAAGAAAAUGCAUCCAUCCACUUUUUUUGCAAAGGUUUUAACUUUUUUUUUCUGGAUUUUAAUAAUGGUUUAAAUGACGUAUUAUUUUCUACAGCAGACAGUGCUGGUCCAUUGACUGAAUAAUCACAGAGUCUAACUGGGUUAAACUUCUGCAAUAAAGGCUGAAACACAGUGGAGAGAGAGAUUGAUGUUCCUGCAAUUAAUUAAAUAUUCACAGUUGACGCUCUGUUUUAAACAUCCAGUGUUUGCGCUCGGUCACUGGUUUGUAGGAGUGACAAAGAAAGUACUUUAUUAUUACUGUAACCUGCUGAUCGUUGGCUACAGUUUUGUUUUCUGACUCUGGGAUUAGCGGAACUGUUGAAACUUUCCACAUUUAAAACCCGAGCCAUACUGUUUUCGGGUUGGACUCAAGGAUUGCAACAGUUUAGUCUGAUUUAUUGUCUCGGCUGAUCAUGAAGUGCGACAAUGCUGUGAUUUUUGUGUUCAAUCUAAAAAAACAAACAAACAAACAAAGAGAAGAGACCCCAAUGUGUUCUCAGAGCCAUUAAAAUGCAGGUUUCUGCUUUUAAACCAACAUGUAGUGUCUUCUAUGUGUUUGCCUUCAGGGGCUUUAAUAUUCUCUGACACUUUAGCAUAGAAACAUCUCGAUGGCUGUCUGUAAUAUUUUUGUAUUGAGAGAAAAAUACUUUUGAGUAUCGAUGAGCUAGUGAGGCAGGGGAACGGACGAAAUAAAGGAAUAUCUCUAUGUUUAUUGUUGCCAAAGACAUGUUGUGUUGUGUUUCAGGGUUAAGUACAACUUGGUGUUUUUACCCCAAAGCAAAGACCGAGGUAAGGAGCAAGACGGCAGCUUUGGUCUGAACCGAUUGUAGAAAUGUGCAGGAGAAGGAUUGGGAUACAGUCUGUAAGAUGUGCCCCCCCACUCUGACCUGUUCAAAUCAUUACUUUCUGUACUUUCUAUUAGAUAUAAAUAAACUCUGGUUUACACAGCUUAA